AUGCAGCUGCGCUCAUUUUUUGUUGAAUGUUGUGAGCCCCCGCAGUGUAUGACGGAGCUGCUCUCCGGGGAAGCUCUUCCCACUAGGAAUCUAUGGACGCUUGAUGUGGACUGCAUGAAGUUACUGGCGGCUUGUCCAUCCGUUGCGGACCUCCUGUUCUACCAUACUACCACCCUCAUGGACGCGCUCAGAAAAAUCUGUGCGGAGGUUUGCGCCAAAGCUGGGCGCCAUCUUAACCCUAGUGAUUUAUCACCACGGCUUUCGCAUCUUCCUACAGUGGGAACCCCGCCGCCCUCGCUGCCUCCCCAGCGCGGGAUAUUGGUUAGUGUUUGUGGAUCAAUUGUCCGGAUGAAUACAAAGAAGGUGGUACCGCUGGUGCGCAAGUUAAAGUGCUUCAAAUGCCUUGAGACAGUGGAGUUGACCUCAAGCCCGUUUGACCGCUCAACAAAGUUGAAACCUCAUUGUGCGAACAAAGAAUGCAAAGGAGAGGAGUUGCAGCAGAUUGGGCAGGUGUGGAUGGACUACGCGGAGUGCCGACUGCAGCAGCGCCAUAGCGAGAGUGGCCGACUUCCUCGCACGCUUCUUAUAACGCUUGAAGAUGACCUCUCGAAAAAAUGUACUGUAGGUCAGUUGGUGGAGGUGAUUGGUAUUCUUUUCCCAAAAUGGCGCAAUACUUACCCAAAUGCGUUGCCAAUCAUUGAACCCACCAUUUGGGCGCUCAACGUUAACGUGAUGGACUCCUACCGCGAUGGCGGAAGUUUCAACGCGUCUGCGGCGGCAAAGCGGAGGCACAAUGGACAGGUAGAAGAGUCCGCCUUUACACCCGAGUCCUUUUAUUCCUCGUUCGGCAAAGACAAAUUUGGUAGAGGGAGCGCGUUGGUGAAUUCCGUUUGUCCACAUUUGGCGGGACUCUUCGCUCCUCGCAUGGCUGUUAUUUUGGCGACUUUGGGUGGGACAUCCACGGUUGGGAAGACGCGCAUGCAUGUCCGCUCCACAAUCCAUUGCCUUUUUGUUGGUGAUUCUUCCACAGGAAAAUCACAGUUACUACGAUGCGCAGCCCUUUUAGCCCCACGAAGCACUUCCACGACUGGCAUGGGGAGCACUUCCGCUGGUCUCACGGUUGCGGCAUCGAAAGAGCAAGGAGAGUGGGUAUUGGAGCCUGGCGCUUUGGUAUUGAGUGAUGGGGGUGUUUGUGUUAUUGACGAGCUUCGGACCGUUUCUGUUGGUGAUAGGGCCUCCCUUCAUGAAGCAAUGGAGCAACAAACGAUAUCCGUGGCCAAAGCUGGAAUGGUGACCAAACUGCGUACCUGCUGCUCUGUUAUAUCUGCUUGUAAUCCCCCAACCCGUCAAAAUGGGACCGAAAUUGGUGUUGGUGGGCCACUGUUGAGCCGUUUCGACUUCGUCUUUCUUCUUUGGGACACCCCGUCACCCGAAACGGACGACCGUAUCGCCACGCAUAUCCUCAACUAUUCGCAAGCUGGAAGGUUGCCGGAUUCGGUGCUGUCGCUCGAUGAUGUGGGUCGCUACUUGCGGUGGGUUCACGCACAUUACUCCCAGAAUGGGGGUCCGCUGCUCACCGACGGAGCCUCACGGCUUAUCAAGGCGUACUAUGAAAUGCAGCAGCGCCGCGGCGCGGUGCCAAACCUUGCUGAUUGUGUACCGAUCACAAUUCGCUUACUGGAAUCUCUUGUUCGCGUAACGCAGGCGUACGCGAAACUGCACCUGGAGCGCGUUUGCACGGAAAUGGACGCGGCAUUUACGGUAUUCCUUUUUGAACAAAGCGCAUACAGUCUUAAAUGUCCAUUAGAAGUACUUGGACCAGAUGUUUACACAAGCUCAAAGUGUUUGGAGGAGUAUUUCCUCGAUCUCAGUCCCAAGGGCGUGGAGAAGCAGCGCACAAUCCUGCAAGCCAUCACAGACACGUUUUCCAGUUGCAGCAGCACCCUUGAUUCUGAGACAACGCUUGAAAAUGUGCCGCAGGAUUUGGCUGCCGGUGAGUGGCUCAGUAAGUUAAGGGCUCCUCAUGAGAAAACGCCCUCCCCUGAUCGUCUUGUGGGUAAACGAAGCAACUCAGAUUCUGGUACACUUGAAGCUGCGUUGAGAAGCGUGAAGCGUUUGGUGGCUGAGGUGAGAACUCCGAGGGAAGAACCACAAACGGUGAUAUGUUAUCCGGCUGAUUCUUUAUCUCAGCUCUCUGCCCCACCUGUUUCAUUACCCCCCGCAAGGACACCAAACAGGCUUCGUGAUGCCAAAGAAAUCAUGCGUAGUUUGUCGUUUAAUGCAUGA
This is a messenger RNA of Trypanosoma brucei brucei TREU927, 2286 nucleotides long. RefSeq names its product minichromosome maintenance complex subunit. Gene Ontology annotation, cellular component: MCM complex; nucleus. The transcript has a single exon. Gene Ontology annotation, molecular function: single-stranded DNA binding; ATP binding; single-stranded DNA helicase activity. NCBI's taxonomy places the organism in Eukaryota, Euglenozoa, Kinetoplastea, Trypanosomatida, Trypanosomatidae. Gene Ontology annotation, biological process: double-strand break repair via homologous recombination. The record is from RefSeq and is a predicted model, not a curated record. Bases 1 to 2286 code for a protein of 761 amino acids.